Molecule: messenger RNA, 184 nt
Organism: Paramecium sonneborni
Lineage: Eukaryota; Ciliophora; Oligohymenophorea; Peniculida; Parameciidae
Source: the annotation of a GenBank genome assembly
UAGAUAAAUGAUGUGUGAUGAAGAAAGUUGUUUCAAUUUUUUUCAAAGACUUGGAUCUAGUAAAUGAGUUGGGAAAUGGAACACACAAUUUAAAAUGAGAGCUGGUUAAAUGUGAAGAGGAAGAUAAAAAUAAAUUAUGAAGACAAGCGAUAAUAUGAAAAGAGGUGAGAAAUGUGAAUGGGUG